Sclerotinia trifoliorum is the source of this 1877-nucleotide messenger RNA. The record is from the annotation of a GenBank genome assembly. Lineage: Eukaryota; Fungi; Ascomycota; Leotiomycetes; Helotiales; Sclerotiniaceae.
AAGAAGUCAUGAACAUCAUCUACUCUGUUGAUAACCAAAAGAGGCGAACGUUAAAACGGUUUCACUCUCCACUCCACAGUUUCAUUGUCUCUCAAAGCAUUGAGGUCUGGUAAAUAUCUCCAGUAUCUCUUCAGUUUUGUUCACAAUGCCUGCAUCACUAUUUCGGCAGGCCGGGCGCACAGCUGCCAAAUGCUCGUUGCGACCCACCACUACCCUUCGUCCCUCAACCUCAAGAGCCUCAAUUCGAGCAUUCUCAGCACUCGCAGCACGUAGAUACGCAGAGCCAUAUGAGGGCACAAAAUUAGUUCCUACCGAUGAACAUUUCGGAAUUGUCAAUACUUAUGAUAAUGCAAGCUUAGCUCACGAGAAUACGCAGGAAGGCGAGCAUGUGGAGAAAAGGAAGAUUCGCCAUUAUACAGUUAACUUUGGUCCUCAACAUCCGGCAGCUCACGGUGUGUUACGUUUAAUUCUGGAGCUCAAUGGAGAGGAAAUCGUGCGGUCAGAUCCUCAUGUCGGUUUAUUGCAUCGUGGAACCGAGAAGUUGAUCGAAUAUAAGACAUAUAUCCAGGCCUUACCAUACUUUGAUCGAUUGGAUUACGUUUCUAUGAUGACCAAUGAGCAAUGUUUCUCUUUGGCUGUUGAGAAGUUGUUAAAUGUUGAGAUUCCUGAGAGAGCAAAAUGGAUCCGAACGCUUUUUGGUGAAAUUACUAGAGUUUUGAAUCAUCUCAUGUCGGUUUUGUCUCACGCAAUGGAUGUUGGUGCUCUUACACCUUUCUUGUGGGGUUUUGAGGAACGUGAGAAGCUUAUGGUAAGAAAUUUCUAUUAUUAUGACUUUUGACUAUUUAAAAAUGUGAUGAUGCUAAUAUCCACCGUAGGAAUUCUAUGAACGAGUUUCGGGAGCCCGCUUGCACGCUGCAUAUAUUCGUCCAGGUGGUGUCCAUCAAGAUAUCCCAGUUGGACUCCUUGAUGACAUCUAUCAAUGGGCCACUCAGUUUAGUGAUCGUAUUGAUGAGACGGAAGAACUACUUACCGAUAAUAGAAUUUGGAUUGGAAGAACGAAAGGAGUUGGUGUUGUUUCAGCCGCCGAUGCUUUGAACUUAAGCUUUACUGGUGUCAUGCUCCGAGGAAGUGGUGUUCCAUGGGAUGUCCGUAAGAGUCAACCAUAUGAUGCAUAUGGCGAAGUAGAGUUUGAUGUACCAGUCGGUGUCAACGGUGAUUGCUACGAUCGAUACCUCUGCAGAAUGGAGGAAUUUAGACAAUCCCUGCGAAUUAUUCAUCAAUGUUUGAAUAAGAUGCCAGCUGGACCAGUCCGAGUAGAAGAUUACAAGAUCUCGCCGCCACCUCGUGCUGCCAUGAAGGAGAAUAUGGAAGCACUCAUCCACCACUUUUUGCUAUUCACCAAGGGAUACACUGUUCCACCUGGAGAAACUUAUUCCGCAAUUGAGGCGCCAAAGGGCGAAAUGGGUGUGUACGUUGUAAGUGACGGAAGUGAAAGGCCAUACCGAUGUAAGAUCCGCGCGCCAGGUUUCGCCCACUUAGGUGGAUUCGAUCAAAUUUCGAGAGGACAUCUGCUUGCUGAUGCAGUUGCUAUCAUUGGUACUAUGGAUUUGGGUAAGUUGCUAUGAAAACAUUUGUCGCUUCGCUUGUAGAUCCAUGCUAACAUACUCGCAGUCUUCGGAGAAGUUGAUAGGUAGUCGGGGUUCCAAUAGAAAGGAAAGUGAGGAAAGAAAAUUAGAUGCCGGUGAUGGUACAGUUGUUCUAAGCGAAUCUGGCGCAAAUUUUCUCUUUUGUUCUCAAUGUAUAAAUUCUAAGUGAAAGGCUGAGUUAACAUAGUUUCCAGCUUUUCCAGCUUUUCACCAUAUAAAUGACCCGUUCAA